Messenger RNA from Nothoprocta perdicaria, 7695 nucleotides. It is a transcript of the gene SHROOM2, whose product is annotated as shroom family member 2. The coding region runs from base 1 to 5169 and encodes 1722 amino acids. Gene Ontology annotation, cellular component: apical plasma membrane; adherens junction; apical junction complex. NCBI's taxonomy places the organism in Eukaryota, Metazoa, Chordata, Aves, Tinamiformes, Tinamidae. The record is from RefSeq and is a predicted model, not a curated record. The transcript has 10 exons. Gene Ontology annotation, molecular function: actin filament binding. Gene Ontology annotation, biological process: actin filament organization.
AUGGAGGACGCGGGGCGGCGCGGCGCCGCCGAGGGCUGCGGGCUCGUGGAGGUGCUGCUGAGCGGCGGCGCGCCCUGGGGCUUCACCCUCCGCGGCGGCCGCGAGCACGGCGAGCCGCUCAUCAUCACCAAGAUCGAAGACGGGAGCAAGGCUGCAGCUGUGGACAAGCUCCUGGCCGGGGACGAGAUCGUGGGCAUCAACGACGUGGGCCUCUCCGGCUUCCGACAAGAAGCCAUCUGCCUGGUGAAGGGCUCGCACAAGACGCUCAAGCUGGUGGUGAGAAGAAGAAGUGACCUGGCCUGCAGGCCUCACUCCUGGCAUGCAACCAAAUUUACAGAAAGUCAACCCGAAGCAGCCACGUCACACCUUGCUUCAACCAAUGCCUGCACCUCCUGGCACUCACGGUAUCAUGCCAGCUCUUCUUCUCAUGACCUGUCGAACUCAUGGGAUCAGUCAAGUCUGCAUCGCAAUUCUGACCAGUUCAGCUCUUUGGGAAGUAUGGACAGCUGGGACCACACUCCCCAAGGAGGCCAGUAUGGAAGACUUUCUUCCGCAAAGUCUAACAGCAGCAUUGAUCACCUAGGCAGCCAAAGCAAGCGUGAUUCAGCCUAUGGGUCUUUCUCCACAAGCUCAAGCACCCCUGACCACACUCUAUGCAGUGCAGACACCUCUUCAACAGAGAACGUGUUAUACAAAGUAGGCCACUGGGAGACUACAAAGCAUGGAAACAAGUCCGGCCAGUUUGGGAAUGAUAACAGUGGAAUAGAAGACAAACCAGGAUAUUUGCCAGCUCCCACCCAGUACGAGAACAGCAAAAGCCCUAGAAUAGAGGAACACCCUGAUAUGAAGCUCCCCAGCUCUGGAAGAUCUAAUUUUGGACCUGUCUGGUAUGUUCCUGAUAAGAAGAAGUCUUCAUCUCCUCCUCCCCCAGCUCCGCCUCUUCGUAGUGACAGCUUUGCUGCUACCAAGGGCCACGAGAAGGCCCACGCUCCCGUGCACCCAGAGGGUGCCAGCACGCAGCACUUUACUGCCCCGAGCCGAUCGCAGCCCAGGAGUGACUGGAACUCGGAAGCUGUGGAGCAGCAAAGGUGGCCGUCCAGAGCGUGCGACAGGAGGGUCAGUAACUCAAACUAUAAACCCGGUCUUAGCAUGGAGUAUGGUUUUUCUGCUGGUGAAAGGUACAACAGUAGCACAGGAGCCCUGAACAAACUGCAGUCGUCCUUGUCGAGCACCGACGUGCGGUUUGCGCAGCCCGCGUACAGUCACCAGCACCAGUACAGCGACGAGAGCGCUCUGCUCCACAGCGCCAGAACGUCGGCUUCGCCUAAAGAUCAGCAGCAUUCCCUCUGCUAUGGUGGCAUUCAGGAGCUGCCCGCCGAUGCCUUCCAUUGCUACAGUGCAAACCAAGGGAGGCCGCUCAACGCUCUCUCCUCUUGGCACGCUGCUGCCGAACAGAAGGUGGACAACACGGGACAGAGUCGCUAUUACUGCGUGACGGCCAAACAGCCUCCUCAGGGAAGUUCGAAGCCCCUUCACCUCAAGGAUGACAGCUGGAAACCCCUCGUGGGGGCUGAUGCAUCGCUUGGACCUCAUGAAAAUCCUGCAGUUGUCACGAUGGUCCAAAAACCAAAAUACUAUCUACCUCACCAAGCUGUUGAACCUUCUCUGGAAGGGUAUGAGAACAGUAGUCAUCACAUGGUGGACAUAGAGGCGGGUGUUAGGUCUACCGUGGUAGAAGAGGCUAAAAAAAGUAAUCAUGCUGAAAGGGCUGGACAAAAGAAGAACUUUGAGAACAGCUUUGAGGAAAGUGAACCCAGGUACAGCCCACAGGACUAUGUAAAAAGCUGUGUCCUUGGCACUGAGAACAGAGCUGCUCAAAAAGAAUUCAGGUGGGCAAAAGAUGAGAGUAGCAAAAUUUCUCCUCAGAAGACCCCAAUGUUGCACUCUUUGGCUCAGGAAGGGAAAAAACAGUCUGAGAACAGUCCAGAAAUUGCAACCGAGCGGCAGCCCCCAUUUGACACCCACUUGACUAAACAGGCACGAAGGAGCGAUCGUUUUGCGACAACCCUGAGAAAUGAGAUCCAAAUGAGAAGAGCAAAGCUGCAGAAGAGCAAAAGCACAGCUACCCUAAUAGGGUCGCCGGAAACAGAGGAGUACAAUGAGAACUGGAAGCCAGAUUCAGCAGAAAACGUAAACAGCUCCCCAGAUACUAACUUUACUAGCACCUACAAAGAUCACCUGAAGGAGGCCCAGGCCAGGGUUCUGCGGGCAACGUCCUUCAAGCGGCGGGACUUGGAGCCCAGCCCUGCSGAAUAUCUCCCCAGGUCACCAGAACGGAAAAGUGGCAAUUACAACUCCUCRUUAUUGGCUUUGGUUUCUGAAGAUGUGCCUGGGCUCCUGGAGGCCACGCAAGCGAAGCCGAGCUCGGCGGGGAGCGGCGCCCAGCACGUUCCUCGCAUCGGCGCCAGGAAAAGGUUCACAGCAGAGCAGAAGCUCAAGUCCUACUCGGAACCAGAGAAGAUGAACGAGGUCGGGAUGUCGGCGGAGGAAUGCCGGCCUCGCUGCUGCCCAAACACACCCGAAGAAGCCCUGGGGUCGUUUGCAGACAGGUGGAAAUUUUUUGAGGAAACCAGUAGGCCAGCGUAUAGAAAGCCUGCACAGAGACAAGCACCCCAUGGUGUACCAGAGGGGCAGCCUGAGAGGCCUGAUAGAAAAGCUGUCGGUGGAGCAGAGGGAGAGGACUCGUGGUAUGAGAGAAGGGGUCGGGCAGCUUCUGUUGGCCUCGAGGCCGCGCACGGCAGUAAGGCCUGUGACAGAGCAAGGAAGGCGGAACAGCCGCAGCGCCUGGGCACCUUUGCGGAGUAUCAGGCAUCGUGGAAAGAGCAGCGGAAACCCCUGGAGGCGAGAAGUUCAGGGAGGUACCACUCAGCAGAUAAUAUCCUUGAUGCAGGCCAUGAGCAGCAUGAGAAAGGCCAGUACACCCAUGAGAGGUCCCGAUCGUCCCCUUCUACCGAUUUCUACAAGCAGGAGGUCUCAGUUGAAGUGAGAAGGCAAGCAGAGGAUUUGAGAGAAGAUGGGGAGCAUAUUUUCUCUAAAAUUAACCAUCUGGAUGAAAGGAACUGUACAAUAAGGCAAACUGAUAAAGGGAUCCUGAGGGAAAACCCACAGGAGAAAAGGGAUCAGCUGGACCAGAAUUUAGGCAACAAGUGGAAGGUAUCUGUCAGAGCAUCGCAUGCAAGAGAGCCUACGGUUUCGUCUCACGAAAGCCGGGGGAGGUCUGGGACGCUGCCCAGUGACUACAGAUACUCUCAGGAGAACGUGAAUGAGAAAAGCAAGGACUGCAGUUUGCCUCCUCCCGCGUGCCCCGAGCCGCAGAGCUUGAGUGAGAACCAGCCCUGCCUGCCACAGGGCAGAGGGGAGGACAGUCACAGGGCAGAGCCGACGCUGCCGAGCAAGAGACGGGGACCGGCUCCUCAGAGGCCUCCUCCACCAAGAAGGGAUAAGUACAGGCGGCCGGACAGGGACAGGGACAGGGACGGCUCCGUGCCGUCGCUCGGCAGCUCUUCCGAGUCCUUGCUGGUAGCUCCCAGCCAGCCCCUUCCGUCCUCUUCCCCCAGCUCUGCCGAAGGGCCUUCCAGCCGCUCAUUGCUCCCGCAGAGCCCUGCGGCUCCCRAUGGAAAGCUAAAGCUGCGGGAGCUCCAGCAAGCGUCGUCCACGGAGAAUGUUGGCCAGCACUUAGAAGAGAAAACGCACCUUAAGUCAGAGCCUCUGUUAUCGUCCAAGUAUCGUUACCUUCCAAAACCAGAGAUGGAGACGUCGAGGUCCCCUUCGCCUCAGUUCGCGCCACAGAAGCUCACUGAUAAACCGCCUGUGUCUCUACAGGAUGAGAACCCUGCCAGAAUUGAGAAAGUUAUAGACAACAACACUACCGUGAAGAUGGUCCCCAUCAAGAUCGUUCAUUCCGAGAGCAGUGCGGAGAAGGAGAGUCGGCAAGGCCUCGUGAGCACCAUGGAGCCUCCAGCUUUGCCCAGUGGCUUAGAAAAGGACCAGAUUAAAACCCUCAGCACUUCGGAGCAAUCCUACUCACGAUUCUGUGCGUACACCAGGCAAGGUGCAGAGCCAGAGAGCAGAACCAAAGCAGCUGACCCGCAGCCGGCCGAAGAACCUGGGAGCGACGUGAAGGACAGCAGCGCUGCAGCCCCAGCUGCCAGCUACAUAAAGGCCAAAGAGAAGACUUUGGAAGACUGGAAAUCGGAGGAACUGGCCAGAGAGAUUGUGGGAAGGGAUAAAUCUCUGGCRGAUAUAUUAGAUCCUAACAUGAAAAUAAAAACGACGAUGGACCUGAUGGUCGGCAUCUUCCCCAAAGAUGAACACCUCUUAGAAGAAGCUCAGCAGCGCAGGAAGCUCCUGCCCAAAGUUCCUUCCCCGAAAAUUUCAGAAGAGAAGAAAGAGGAGCAGAACGUGCCAUCUGCUAUAUCCCUGACAACCAAUUCCACCUACUACAGCACAUCUGCGCCCAAGGCAGAGUUACUGAUUAAAAUGAAGGACAUGCAGGAGCAGCAGCAGCAGCAGCAGCAGAGUGAAGAUGAUUCUGAAGAUGAGCUGGAUCAUGACUUGUCAGAAAAGAAGCAAGAACUCAUUGACAGCAUCAGUAGGAAGCUGCAGGUGCUGAGGGAAGCACGAGAGACACUUCUGGAAGAUAUCCAAGCAAACAACAUCCUGGGGGAGGAGGUAGAGGCCAUUGUGAAAGAAGUUUGCAAACCAAACGAGUUCGACAAAUUCAAGAUGUUUAUCGGGGACCUGGACAAAGUGGUCAACCUGCUGCUGUCCCUGUCGGGUCGUCUGGCACGGGUGGAAAAUGCCCUCAAUAACUUGGAUGAAAAUACCUCUCCUGAAGAACGGCGGACCCUGGUGGAGAAGCAGAAGCUGCUGACACAACAGCAUGAAGAUGCAAAAGAACUGAAGGAAAACCUGGAUCGUCGGGAGCGCAUCGUCUUUGACAUUUUGGCCAAUUACCUGAGUGAGGAGAACUUGGCAGACUACGAGCACUUUGUGAAGAUGAAGUCGGCCCUCAUCAUUGAGCAGCGAGAGCUGGAGGACAAGAUCAAGCUGGGCGAGGAGCAGCUCAAGUGUCUGACCGACAGCCUCCAACCCGAGCGGCUCAAAUAGGGCACGGGCUUGGGGCAAGGACAUGGGAAAGGGGAAAGGAGAGAGAGGGGGGAGAUUCCCAAGUAUGCAGAUGAGUGUCUUGGCUUGUCUCCAUGGCUCAGUACAAGCGUAGAAGAGAAAAAUAGCUCACCACAGCAAUAAUGCUCUCUUUCAUUUUUGGGAUGACGUAUUUAAUUUUUUUAGAACCUGUUUUUAUUGCUGUAUUCCACAGCCAUUCCUCAUUGCUUCACUUACAGAAAGCUCCACAGGAGAGGCUUGACUCUUACCCUUUCUGCUCAGUCCACUGGGAGUCUGUGGCAGUGGUGCAUGCAAGCAGCAGUGUUUCUUAGAAUAAGAUAGGUGAUUUCUUUAUCCUCAGAUGUUGUAUAGACUGUUGGGAAACUCAACAGCAAAUUAUGAAUGCACACAAAUUAUUCAUAACCUCCACAGGUAGUAACCUUUUUUUUUUAAAAAAAAAAAGACACAUUAAAUAGGGGAACCGUGCAUCUUAUAACUAAUAUAUUCAGAUUGCUGAAAUGUAGUGUCACUCUGAUCCUGUGGCAUCAGACACUUUUUUUUGUAAUGUUGUAUAUAAGAUGGCACACCUUCCCCUUGCAGAAAAUAACUUUUAAAUCAGUCCCAGUUAAACAMUCUUUAAACUGACUUGCAAAUCACCUAAUGUCUACAGUGCUGAAGAUUUUAAAAACAAUAUAAGAGAAAGAGAGUGAGUUGUAGGUCUUCUUAUUGUAAUACAGUUUUUCUUACCAAGUUGUACUUGAUUUAAGAAACAGGCUGGAAGAACUGUGCUGGUUUCGUUCAAAACAUUUCUCAUCUAAGUUAUUUGGAAAAUGCAAUUGCUCUUUCUUGUGCUUGUUGUGUCUGUUUUAAUUCUCCCUCCAAAAAGAUGCUACAUUUUAUGAAAGUAAAUGUCAGGUAAGGACACUGCUUGUGCUUUACUUCUGAUCGCUUACAAUUAUGCUGGUUUUAUAUAGGUAGUUAAAUUAUUAUUGGGGUUGACCCACAUAACGCUGUCCCUUUCAUGUGCUUUCUGAGAGCACCAAAUGCAACGUGAGCAGCUUGGCCCKUGUAAAUACCACGCGUGACCCGGAGCAGGUCUGCCUUGCAGCUGUGGACGUCCGUGGGGUUUGAGGUUGUUUGGUUUUUAUCACGCAACAGUAAGUGGCAGGAUGCUCCUUCUCUGUGUCCGAGUGCUGAUGGUGCUCCAGUAAUACCGCCACCCAACAGGAGUGGUAAUUCCUGGCACCACUAAGAGGAGGUGCUAACACGUGGCCUAGCACAGUGGCACGUUAGGCUGGCUUGCUCUGAGAGCUACAGAGAAGUUCUGUAGUGUCCGAAUGUCAUCCUCGGUGUUAGGAUGAGCGGGGUGGUCAAAGGGARGUCUUGGAUGACUUUGUGUAUAGGGCGUUUACGUGGUAGGAAGGACCAUUUAUUUCUCCUUUCACUGACCAAACAGGUGGSCCAACGGGAAGCCGUUUUUGAGGCAGACGUGAGUGCCGCUCUGUAGCUAAACAUACUGAAAAUACAAGUAGUCAGAUGUUAAAAGGAGAGAGAGAGAGAAGAAUUCCUCAUGCCAUCCGUGUAAUGGCAGCUCUCACAGAGGGUUUUCUGCUCUUCUCGCCUGCCUCAUCUCCUCUGGGGGCAGGGAGGCCGAGGGGCCCUGCUCAGCGAGCCCCUUCGGCAAGCUGCGGCUCGCUCCAGACAUCCUCGGCAGCCAAUUGCACCCAGGUGCAAAAGUUAAAAGGAUGCUUCUCCCCUGCUAUAAUGCACUAAUUUGUAUCCGUGGACCAAAUCUGUGCUGAAAUUAUGCUGAUSUAGAGCAGCUGAAGUCAAGCGGAGCUGCCGUUUUGUGGGAGCUGCCGCYGACCUCAGUUUUUCCCUCCUGGUUCCCAAAUGUAGACAUCUGGCAUCUCACAACUAUUUGCUGCUAUGUUCCCAGUUCAAGUGAUCCCUUUUAUCCUUAGGCUCAUCCCUUAAGUGUAACAGACCCAAAACUAAGUAACUCCCAAAUAAAUUAUGCUUGUCUUUAGCUGAAAGAAAAAAGAGUGCAUUGUUUUAUCUGUGGCAUUUUUGAAAAUUUUACAUAUUGUGGUUAUUCUGAAAUGUGUAUGUGAAAUGUGAAUAAUAAUAUAAUUGCAAUGUGUUUGUAUACAGUGCUUUGAUUUAGAUCUUUCUGAUAAAAGAUAGCAAUAUUGCGAAUGCUAAAUAUAUAUAAAUAUAUUAUCCUUUUCACAGAACAGUUGCAUAGUCACCGUUUUCUCCUUCCCUUUUUUAAAACUGUGUUCAGAGCCUGUCAUCCUGGGAACCCGAAGAUGGCUGUCUCCCAAUGUUAUAUAUAAAUCUGUAAAUAGCUAUACUGUUGCUUUUGGAAAAAAUCUGGUGCUAAUGUUUUGCCUUUGGCAUCUUUGGGGAUGGCUGUCUCUCCACCUUACGUUGUUCUCGGUUUUCAGUCUCUUUGUAURGUCAAAUAUUUCCACUAUGUUUCCCCACUCGUUUGGAUUCUSCAGCCCAGAGUGAACAUGUGUACAG